Molecule: messenger RNA, 643 nt
Organism: Elaeis guineensis (African oil palm)
Lineage: Eukaryota; Viridiplantae; Streptophyta; Magnoliopsida; Arecales; Arecaceae
Product: EG45-like domain containing protein
Source: RefSeq, a predicted model, not a curated record
AGGUGCCUCUGAAGCCAACUCAGGCAAGAAAGUAAGAUGGUCUUCUUGCCCUCUCCCAUGAGGCUUGCAGUGAUUGCAACGUUGCUCGGCUUGCAGUUAUUCUACCAGGCAUUCCAAGUUCGCUGCGACGUUGGCACCGCAAUGUCUUAUGGGCCCCCUUAUACUCCCACAAAGUGUGACGGCUACAGCCAAGGCCAGUUCCCUCCGAGCAACAUGUUUGCGGCGGUCUCUGGGGGCCUGUGGGAUAACGGUGCCGCCUGUGGAAGGACGUACAGAUUGAGAUGCCUGAGCGGAAUCAAUCGGCCUUGCAAGAAUGGAAACAUCGUGGUGGUGGUGGUGGAUGAGUGCCAGAUGAGCAAUCCGUGCCCUGCCAACCUCCUCCUGUCCAGAGAAGCUUUCGGAGCUGUUUCACGCUAUUCUGAUGGAAAGAUUAACGUUGAAUACACUCAGAUUUGAACGAGGAAGAGUUGCAAGAUCGCCGGUGGCAUGUAACCUUAAUUAAAGGAACGCUGGAAAUAUAUUGUUAUGUCGAAGAAACUAAAUCCUUUUUCUUUAUCGUGCAUAAAAGCGGCCAUAGUCCGCUGAUAAAAUGAUUGUAAUACCUGUACAUAAAUAAAGCAUAUAAAGGAAGUAAAAUUACCAA